UUUCAUGUUAUUAAUUUGAUUAGAUAAGAUAUGGUAUCUUUUCGAAGAAAAUUGUGAAUAGUUUAGUCAGUUAGUUCGAAGAUGACAGUAACUUCGUUUGUAAUAAAAUGACAACACAAACUGAUGCGGUUCCUAAUCAAGUAAAGCGGCAAAAUUUUACUAGAAAAUCGUCAAUAUCUGUUAUUCCACCAAAAGUAUCAACAAUUUUGAAUUAUUUUCAAGAACCAUUCGUGGAACGUAAACACUUUAAAACAGACAAAUUUGAGUACAGUCGGUCGGGAAAUGAAGCGGGCUUGGUUUUUAUAGUAAAUCAAGAGAAUUUCUUAGACAAAGAAAUAGAACAAAGAAGAGGAAGUCGAAGAGAUGUUAACGAACUAAUUAUAUGUUUUCAAAGACUUGGUUUUAAUAUUGAUCAAAAAAAUAUACUUCCAGAUGCUACAACAGAAGUGAUACAUGAUAGAAUAAGUAAUAUUGCCGAUGAAGACUUUAGCGGUUAUAAUAGUUUAAUAUUUUUUUAUCUAUCUCAUGGUUGCGAGCAUAACAGAUUGCAUACCUAUGAUGGAACAAUCGCCGCCCACGACAUCUGGGGAAAGUUUAAAGAAAAUCCUAGUUUGAAAAACAAACCAAAAAUGUUUGUUUUCCAGGCAUGCAAAGGAGAAGGGAAGUCAACAACCGGAGCUAGUACUUCCUUCAAACCAUCAUCACUUGUACCUCCAAGUACUUUCCAAGCAAACAACUUAUAUCCUGAUUUGUUGAUAGUAUAUUCUACAGUAGAAGGUAACGUAUCGUUUAGAAAUUCUUUGCAAGGUUCAUGGUUCAUUCAAGAACUUUGUAAGAAUUUUUCUAUAUAUGGAAAACGAGACGACGUGGUCAGUCUGAUUAUAAGGACGUCAAAGUGCGUCGCUAGUAAUUACUAUCACACAAUUAAGGAGAAGGCGAUCGAUAGCAAACAAAUGCCUCUGUUUGUUUCGACUUUGAGAAAAAAAUUUUACCUUAACGUAUCGAAAGAUAGGGAUUUGCUUUUAAGAGUGAUCGAAACUAACGAACAGAUAUUAAAAGAGCUCAAAGACAUAAACAAGAAAUUGAACGACGAUGGUAAAAAGAAGAAAGAAUUGAAAUAAUUAUUUUGUGAUAAAAUAUAUAUUUAUAAUUGUUUACUUUCAUUUUAUUCAUUAUAAUAAAAGUUAUCAUUGAGAA
Molecule: messenger RNA, 1197 nt
Organism: Diorhabda carinulata
Lineage: Eukaryota; Metazoa; Arthropoda; Insecta; Coleoptera; Chrysomelidae
Product: caspase-3-like
Exons: 5
Coding region: 108-1121 (337 amino acids)
Biological process (GO): proteolysis
Molecular function (GO): cysteine-type endopeptidase activity
Source: RefSeq, a predicted model, not a curated record